This is a messenger RNA of Fusarium venenatum, 405 nucleotides long. NCBI's taxonomy places the organism in Eukaryota, Fungi, Ascomycota, Sordariomycetes, Hypocreales, Nectriaceae. The record is from RefSeq and is a predicted model, not a curated record.
AUGGCUUCUUCAACACCCAAAACACAACACUCACAUAACAAGAGCUCUUCAGAAUGGACGAGCGAAAUGCGCGAUAAGCAAGCCCGCGGGAAGAACCCCUACGUCGAAGACAGCGACACAAGCGAGUCUGAGCCUCUACGGCUCGGAGGGUAUGCCGUUACGGAAUCACAUACGGAGAGGGAAAGGAGAGGAGAAGCCAUGUUUGUGCUUGACAAUCCAGAAGCACUCAUGGCUCACGCGCAAGCCACCGGCGACAGCAUCGCUGGACAACGCCUUCGGUUUAUGCGUCAACUGUGCGGCUUCGAUAAUGAAAAGCAUGAGGACGCAUCUCCUUCUACGUCUUCAACUCGGAACACGAAACGGCGACACACGAUCGGGCUCAAAAACAUACUGAAGCCCCAAUAG